UGAGGAGCGGACAGAAGAGGAGCCAUGCGUCGCUACGGUUCAAGGCGAGCUGUUUCCACCACCACCACCGAGGACCCUGAAGACUCUGAGAGAAGGAUCAGACGUCUCAGGUUGACUUUUCCUGCAGGGAAUAAUGGCACCAAGGAGGCAGAAGCUGCAGACACGGCUGAAGCCGAGGAAGACGUCGGUGAAACCUGGAAGAAGAAGAAUGGUCUGAUCCGCAGAGAGCGGCCGGCUGGCCGGGAGUCGCCUCAGCAGCACCUCAGAGACCCGACCAAUGGGGUGCCAGAGACCUCGCUGCAGCAUCGUGGGCCCAAAGUGUACGGGGUUGUGCAGAGGACGGGCUCGGACAGGCAGCAGGAGCUGAUGGCGCGAGAGUGGACGGUCAGCCACCUUCAGGACGAGAUGAAGUACAUCAGGGAGGUGAGAGACUCGCUGGAAAAGGUGAGAGAACGGAUGUACGGGCAGUUUGGAGGAAUGCAGCAGUCGAUGGAGAAGCUGUCACGAGAAAUCCGGGAGGCCAACUCCCACAGGAUGAGUUUAGAGUCAGAGGUGAAGACCCGGACGGCAGCCAUGGAGACGUUUGACCAAAUGAACAGUUCUCUCAUAUCUGCAAACCUCAGCCUGCAGAAAUCCCUUUUGGAAAACUGCCAGGACCGAGUGGACACGAGAGGCGAGGUGAAGAGUUUGAGGAGCACCUUUGAGAAAACUCAGGAAAAGCUCCGAGACAAGGAGCGUGCGCUCGCUGCGGCGCAGGCUGAAAACCAAACGCUGAAGCUUCAGGUGGAGUCGACGCGGGAGGCCAACACUCGGGCCAUGAAAGAGCUCGCCGAGAAACUCCAGACGGAGCACGAGGAAGAGCUGCGAAAACAACAGCAGAAACACCGAGAAGAGAUCGAACGCCUUCAGGCUCAGCUCGACGACUACAUCCGGCGUCUGGAAGAGGCUGAGAGGACCAUCAGGACCGCAGAGGCCCAGAUUACAGAAAGAGACCAGCGGAUCGUGGAAGUGGAGCGUCUCCUGGACUGUAUGGGAACGGAGAAGCUUCAGCUCCAAAAGAAGCUGCAGGAAAGUGAACAGCAUCUUCGUUUAUUGAAGCUCACGGACACGACGGACGCAGCCGCAGCCAAAAGGUCUAAAGAGCUGCAGAAGGAGACCGAGGAACUCAAAGAGAGAAUCAGACACCUGAACGACAUGGUGUUCUGCCAGCAGAGGAAAGUCAAAGGAAUGAUUGAGGAGGUUGAGUCUCUGCGGUCUCAAGUCGCCCAAAAGGACAUGUUCAUCUCAGAGCUUUUAGACAGGAUUGCGAUCGUGGAGUGUGAGAAUAAUGAGUUAGAAGACAAAGUGAAGUAUUUUAUGUCCACACAGAACAGGCCGAGAGAGGUUUCGGAAACCAGGGACGUUGGCGUAGGCUGCGAUCUGCUCCCCAGCCGAGAAGAUCAAAGCCAUGAUGUAGUACCUGUUCACCUUCAUUCCAUACACCUUCCACCACCCUCUGACCCUCCUCUGUCACCACCUCAGCCUUCAUCACCCACCACCUCUUCCUCCCACACACAGUGGUCUUCAUCCAACACCACCUUUUCUCCUACAUCAUCUCCGCCCCCGUCAUUCCCAACCAAUCAUCCAUCGUUUAAACUAACAUUGCCCAUCCAGCCAAGGACGUUCAGGCCUACUAACCCUCCCCCCAGCAGACUGGAGUCCAGUUUACUGAAGUACACGCCUGUUCAGUACAGCCGCCUCCUGGAGUCCGGCUCCUCAUCUCAGAACGCUUUGUCCUCCUACAGCCACCGGCCCGAGGACCAACCGGUCCAGACCGGAAGAGACGAAGUGGACGCAGGUAGACCAUCGAGUCAACCGGAGUCCACUUCAUCCACGUCCUCGUCUCAGCCAACGCCAGGGCGGCGACGAGUUUAUACACCUUUCAUGAAACUCAUGGAAAUGACUGCUCAGAUAAACAUAGAGUGACGUCAACGUUUUAGAGUUUGGGCCGAUAAUGUUCGGAUCGAGACCCGAGUUUUACUCCUGGACGGCAACUAUGAAAAGAAACCCAUUACACUGGAACUGAGUUGGAUCA
This is a messenger RNA of Nematolebias whitei (Rio pearlfish), 2074 nucleotides long. RefSeq names its product myocardial zonula adherens protein. The coding region runs from base 25 to 1965 and encodes 646 amino acids. The record is from RefSeq and is a predicted model, not a curated record. The transcript is spliced from 14 exons. Gene Ontology annotation, biological process: intracellular signal transduction. Lineage: Eukaryota; Metazoa; Chordata; Actinopteri; Cyprinodontiformes; Rivulidae. Gene Ontology annotation, cellular component: intracellular anatomical structure.